Molecule: messenger RNA, 4628 nt
Organism: Leptinotarsa decemlineata (Colorado potato beetle)
Lineage: Eukaryota; Metazoa; Arthropoda; Insecta; Coleoptera; Chrysomelidae
Source: RefSeq, a predicted model, not a curated record
UGUAUUACAAGUGAAUUUCAGUAGAACUAGUCGGCUCGACAGUCGGAACUCGGCAGUCAGUUAGUAAGUACCGAGAGAAACUCCAACUGAAGUAUUAUAUCGUGUCGCUUGCCCAUUGUGCCGUGUUUUAUGUGAAGUGAUUCGUUUAAUUUCGAAGUCAGUGAUAAUACGAUAUAUUUCACCUGGAUUAAAAGUGGUUUCGUGUUCCAGCUCGUUCAGAUAAUUGAAGAAGACGAACAUCCAAAGUGGAUAAUAAGACCCUUAUCACAGACAAAAUCGAAGUCUCGAAUGGAAAUAUAAGCUGAUGAGCCAACUAGUAAAAAGAAGAAAGAAUGUCAUCAGCAAUAUGCCAAAACUUCGUGCAAAACGCUUGGAAAAAGGAACUCUGUUCAAAUUGUUUCAAAUCAAAGGAUGAGCAUAUCGAUAAACCUAAAUUCAAACCACUACAGUUAAUAGCUAGCAAUAAAGUAGAGAGUAUAAUAAGAAAUGCAAAUAAAUCCAAACCCAAACACACUGUUUGUUUUCCCAAAACGUUGACAGAAAUCAUAGGGUAUGGAGGAGAGGAUUGGUGUUCUGAUAAUGAAGAUGAUGGAAGUAUCGAAAGUAGUGAGGAAGAUGUCACUUUGGAUUCGGAUUCUGAGGAAGAGGAUACGUCAAAAGAGCUGCAAAAGAUAACGAAGCAAAACACUGAUUUCAAUUCAACAUGUCUUAAAGAUACAGAAGUGAAAAAGUCUUACACCCAACUACUCCUGGGCAAACCUUUGGUAGAUUCUUCUGGUAAAAAACAAACUCUUCUGGUCUCUGUUACUCCUUUUGGUGAAGAUAUAUCAACUCCGGUCAGAAAAUAUAACACCAAAACGCUUUCUCACAUUCCCAUCGCAAAAACAAACAAAGAAAUUAUUGCAGAAAAUAAAACAAAUGUGAUUCUUACUUCUUAUAUGAAAAGUGAAGAAGCCAAUUUACAAAAAGGAGAAAAGUCCCUGUUAGAUGAGAUAUCAGAAACUUUGGAAAAUAGUAAAAACCCUAUUCAGAUAAUGUCUAAGAAAAAGUCCCAAGAAGAAGUUGUACUGAAUCUUGCUGAUUCGAACAAGGAAAAUAUAGAAAAUUGUAAAACCGAAUCAUCAAAACCAACGAUUGAAGAACAUAUUCAAGAAACAAAAGUUGCAAUUUCCGAAAAGAAAAUAAACCUAUCGCGAACUCCUGCGUUGAAACGAGAUAUUGAAAAACCUGUCAUUCAUCAAACUUCCACGGCUAAGAUUGAAUUAUUGAAUAACAAGAACUUGAAAUUAAAUAGAGACAUUGUUUGUAAUGUUCAGAAUAAGAACGAAGUUAAUAAUAAUGAAAAAAUUGACUCCAAUAUCAGUAACAAUGACCAAAAUGAAAUAUCCAACACUGUAUUGAGUACUGCAAAUCUGAUUAAAGCAGAAAUACUGCACACAAAAAAAGAACUGAUAUAUCGUACAUCAGAAUCAGUUCAUAAUAAAGACGAAUUAUUAUACUGUAGAACAGGAGCGAGUGACAUUAAAGAAAGGAAAGAUGAAAUCAAUACAAGCGUUGCUAAUGGACACGAAAAAAUAACCUACGAGGAAAAAUUAAUAGGUUUGCCACCGCCUGUACCAGCAAAAUACAUUCCAUUUACUCAAAGCCGGGAACAAGCGGGCAAACCAGAUGGUCGUGAAGAUCCAAUAAAAACAGAAUUGCCUCCACUUCCAAUAACGCCUCCUCCGGUUUUAGAAACACAAACUUCUUUCUUACAUAGCAUCCCUCCUUCUCUUCAUGAGAAACCGAAAAUACCAUCUAAGCCAACUACUGUCUUGAUCAGAAAGCCCAUAUCUCACAAUUCUUCCACAACUCAAACUCAGACUUUAUCUACGUUUUUAAAGGAUAGGCCUGCUGAUAAAAUGCUUCUUUCCAAGCAAGAUUCCAAUGAUUCAGAUUCAAAAAUUAAUAAAAGAAGAGCCCCCCAACCUCCAGAAGAAAAUAUAAGUCCUAUUUAUGCUCGAAAUUCGAUAUGUUCAACAUCAAACGUAGAUACUAUGGUUAAUGAAAAAAACGAACGAUCGGCAUCAUGUACCCCUAAGAUUUUUGAUGGCCAGAGUCAAGAAGAAGCUAUUUACGUUUCACCUGAACCCUUGCCUAGAAAAUCAUUGUCUGUGUCCACGGAUUGUCUGGCAACUGAUGAGAAGAGGAAAGACAAAUCUAAGGGUAGAUUCUCUCUGAAAAAAUUCCUCAGAAUGGGGUCAAGUAAAGAUAUUUCAAAAAUAUCAACGGAAACCUCUGAAAUAAAAUUCGAAGAAAACUUUGAACCAAAACCACAGCCAAAGCCUAGAUUAGUUAUAGUACAUCCUUGUGAGUUGAACGGCGACAAAGUGGAAGUUGUCAGCAAAAACAUUGGUGAUCAGGUAGACUGUCAAUCAAAUGGACACGAGUAUAGCACACCAGGUGGUGAAUACGAAACGUAUGUUAGUCCCAAAUCCGCAAAGCCACCUCCGCCUCCAAGAAAUUACAGCGAAGUCCACAAUAUAGGAAAACCGAAUCUACCACACCCUCCUAAAUCGGUGCAAAUACUCACCAAACAAAGGCAAAUUUCCAGAAGUGGCUCCGCUUCCAAGAAGCCAGAAACUGUAUAUGCAAAUAUAGGUGAAGUACGCUCAGCAAUUGUACCAAAUAAACCUGUUCGAACUGCUAGUAUGCGAGAGAGAGAGGCCAUGCAACAAAAACAACUUCGCAAGAUGACGCACAAUUAUGAACAGAUUAAUGUAAGAGGGAAAGAAAACUCCGAAAAUGUGUAUGACUAUAUAAAUUCGACAAGAUCAAGUUCACCAGACAGUGAUUCGAGUCGAGACAAAGGUAGUCCACGAACAAACAAUGUUAGAUUGGGAAAGAGAUCAGAAAGUAGUAUAGAUGUUUCAGGAGAGUUUUUCAAGUACAGCAAUAUACCAAGGAGUAUGUCGUUAACUUACUGUGGCAGCGAAACCGAAUCAGAAAUUUAUUCCCCUCACAGUUUUUAUGGAAGCGAAUCAGAAGUGACUGAAGAUGAUCAUGAAUGGAUUCAAAAUGGACGAACACAUAAAUUGCGUUCAAGAAAAGGAAGAAGCAUUGUCCACAAGAAUCUAGAGGAUAAUUAUGGUGCUGUUGUAGUAGCUAAUCACGAGGCACUGGCUCAAGUUCUUGAAAAUAUCCAGCAGACAUCUCACAUUCAACCAGCUCUGAGGGGUUUAAAAACCUUAUCAAAUUUACGAUGGACCGAUUUUUCAAUUAAAUCAGGUACCACACCUGUUGUAGUAGGAAAUAGAGCUUUUCAUCAUGCCUUGUGGGGAACACAGCAUGUAACUUUGCUGGUAAACGCCGGUUCAGUUACAUCAAGCACCCUUUCUUUAGGUACCUUCAACUUAACUCCAGUUACUGAAUUCAGCGAUCUCAUUCCAAAGAGUUACCUAGCUAGUUCAGAAAUCAGCAGAGAAGACACUACCAAACAAGUUCAAGCUACAAUUUCGGUUUUACCUUAUCUGCAAGUUGAUACAAUCGAGUCCUAUAGCGAUUUUCUCAAAUCCAAAGUACAGCCCCAUGAUAAUUCGUGGAAAGAUGCUAACUUUGUUAUGCUCCAGUUGGUGAACUCUUUGAAGACAUUACAAGCGCAAGGUAUCGAGGAAUUACCAUUAUCUCUGAAUUGUUUUGUCCUUUGUAAGGACAUAGAUAAGGACAGCAAUCAUAGAUUAUGUGUCUUACAAGGAUUAGCAACUGAUAUUGCGAACAAAACUGAUCAAGAAAAACAAGGAACCCUAUGCAUGUGUGCCUUGAAAGCUUUGAAUAUACUUCAGCCAGCUCUCAAAAUCACUCCAGUUAUACAGUCUCUCCUCAACCAUGAACGUGCAGUCUCCCUAACGCAAGUGAAGAGCAUCCUAGAAUUUUCUCUCUGGGGCCCGUCAGAUGUUUCGCUUGGAAGUACAAUAAGGGAAAGGGAGCUAGCUCUGCAACGUUGGUUGGAUCUCCAAAGAGCAACUGUGUUACACGGGCUUGUCUGUACCAGAGUCCAAUUGACAGUUUAUGAAGAAUUUCAUUUAUUAUUUUUAGUAAGAAGUAAUGCCAGGAUGAUGUGUGAUGCUUCAUUACUUAUUGAAUCCAGUAAUAUUAAGCACUCUCUCACACACAGUCAAAAUAGAAAUGAUAAAUGUAUGGGAGCCUGAGGGUAUGUCUCAAUUCCAUACUGAUUAAAUGACAUUUUAUCACGAAAUGUUGAGUUAGUUACUUGAAUUGAUAAUUGCGUAUUUAAUCUUUGUGAUAAUUGAGAAAUUAACUGAUUUCCAUCACGUUACCAUAAAAGUUUUUCAUUGUAUCUACCCUUGCCAGAAUAUGAAAUCUGAUGUGUGAAAAUAAGUACUCGCUGAAUGAUAUAUGUUUCCUUAUUUAUUGAAAUUUGUUGAAUUGUAAAUAUAAUCUAGCCUCUUUUACUGCCUUUAUACAUUUUUAUUGUUUGUAAAUAAAUAUGAAUUUUUAUUAUUAUUUAAUGGUUACUGGAUUUCUAUAUAAAAUUAUUCAAAAGAUAUUUGUAAAUAAAUGAAAUUGUGCCUUAUGUAUUUUAAACUGUAUAAUUCAAAACAAAUUCAACAAUAAAGAGUUUAAAAUUA